CGAGAGACCCAGUUUCAGCUCAACAGCUUGUUAUUCGUGUAUUGCUUUGCAAAUCUGGCUAGCAAGUCGUGUCGUUGCAUCAAUCAAAACCAAUCGAGCUGGACUCCCUCAAAUAGCCUCUACGAUGAAGGCAGCGGACGAGCCUGCCUACCUGACCGUGGGGACGGAGGUCAGCGCGAAAUACAGAGGUGCCUUCUGUGAGGCAAAAAUCAAGACUGUUAAACGGACGGUGAAGGUUAAGGUGAUGCUCAAAGGAGACACUACCUCACAAGUUGUUCAAGAUGACCAAGUGAAAGGACAGUUGAGGGUGGGCUCCACAGUGGAGGUGAAGAGUGCAGAGGGGAUCUGCAGUGAGGCAACCAUCAACAAACUCACAGACGCCAGUUGGUACACAGUGGUGUUUGACGAUGGGGAUGAGAAGACACUCCGCAGGACGUCUCUGUGUCUUAAGGGCGAGAGACAUUUUGCUGAGAGCGAGACGUUGGACCAACUGCCCCUGACCAACCCGGAGCACUUUGGCACCCCCGUAAUCGGGAAGAAGGGAAACCGCGGAGGAAGGAGGUCAUCUCAGGCUCAUGCGAACGAUGACAAGGAGUCGUCGUCCAGUGAUGACGACAGUGAGGACAGGAGGAGGCUAAAUGAUGACCUGCUGGGUAAAGUGGCCAAUAUUCAGACUGGGACAGACCGGACAUCCUGGUACCUGGCCCUGGUGAUAUCGCCCAGCUGCAAUGAUGACCUGACAGUCAAGAAAGACCAAUGUUUAGUGAGAUCAUUUGCAGACUCCAAAUUUCGAACUGUGGCAAGAAAGGAGAUCCAUGAAAUGAACAUGGACAGCAUCUCUAAAGCUGAGUUCUCGUCGAGGAACGGGUUGGACGAGGCAGUGCAUUUCCUCAAAACCAAGGUGGUCCCUGACAGUUGGAAGAUGGACAUGAGCGAGAUCUUAGAAUCCUCCAGCAGUGACGAGGAGGACAAGGAAGGAAAAGAUAGUGAGGAGGAGGAGGAGAAGGAGGAUGACGAGCAGCCUGAGGAUGAGGCGGACCCAGAGGAGAGGGAUCACUUCCUGCAGCAGCUGUAUAAGUUCAUGGAGGAUCGAGGGACGCCAAUUAACAAGCCUCCUGUGCUCGGCUACAAGGAUCUGAACCUCUUCAAGCUCUUCAGGCUAGUCUACCAGCAGGGGGGCUGUGACAAAAUUGAAAGUGGAUCUGUGUGGAAACAAAUCUACAUGGACCUGGGCAUUCCCAUCCUAAAUUCUGCUGCCUCCUACAAUGUGAAGACUGCCUACAGAAAGUACCUGUAUGGCUUUGAGGAGUACUGCCGCUCAGCCUGCAUCGUGUUCAGGACCAUCCACCACAACGAGGCUCGUCCAGCGUCCCAGUCCUCCCAGUCCCAGACAGAGCAGAAGGCUGCCCAGGUCCCUGAGGUGAAGGUGAAGGACAAAGACAAGGUUGGCAAGUGCCCAACACCACCCGCCCAGAAUGAGUCUGCUGCAGCCACAGAGGACAAGCCUGCCCAGGAGGAGGCUGAGUCGGGGAGUGAGAGCGACAAAGAGAGCCACAAAGAUAUCGCCUCUCCCAGGGUUAGGAGUUCUCAAAAGCAACUUUUGUCCUUUGUGGGGAGGAGACGGUGCACUGUGACCCCGGUCAAAGCUGAGGUGAAGGAGCCUGUCAAGCUGGAGAAGAUCAAUGAGCAGGAGCCGAGUGGUCUGGGUGUGAGUGAGACCAACGGAGAGGAGACGGGUGGUCAAAAAGAGAGCAGCAGCUCAGACGGAGGGGACACCCAGGGGAAUGGAUGCAGCCGACGUCUGGAGGAGUCCGAUAAAGAGUCUGAGGACGAAGGGGAAGAUGAGGAUGAGGACAGCGAGAGGAGAGUUGGAGAAGGGGCUGAGGAUGAGGACUCAGAAGACUCUGUGACAGGGACUAAGGUGAAGGUAAAGUACGGCCGAGGGAAGACCCAGAAGAUAUACGAGGCAAACAUCAAGAAAACUGAGAACGAUGAUGCCGGAGAUGUCCUCUACCUGGUACACUACUACGGCUGGAAUGUCAGGUAUGAUGAGUGGGUCAAAGCAGAUCGGAUCAUCUGGCCUGUCGACAAGGGCGGAACAAAAAAUAAACAGAAAAAGAAAGUCAUGAACAAAGAGGAUGGAGAGAAGGACAAGCAGGGGAAGCUGGGUGGGUUGAGAGGCCGCCCUCUUCUCAGAACCACUCCCCCCAGUGCCAACCGCAGCGUCUCCAAGACCCCCAGCCGUGAGGGGCGCUCCAGCAGCAAGAGCAAAUCUGACACAUCACCCCUGCCCAAUGGAGAGGGUACCCCUCGCCGACGCACAAGAAGAACCUCUGGGAUGUAUGACUCGGACAGGGAUGCCAACUCCAAUGAUGAGUCAGGGAAUUCGUCCGAGGACAGUGAGUCAGAGGAUUCGCCGGAGAAGAAGCCUGCCUGGGCGGAGAGAACGGACCCCGCUACGGCCCGUAAACAGGAAGAAGAGGAGGACCUAAGGGUGGAGAGAGGAAGAGCAGAGGCAGUGGCCGCCGCAGCAGCCCAGGCAGCAGCAGCACAGCUCCAGCCCCCCAGCAGCCCUAAGGAGAAGGAGCAGCAGCAGGAGGACAAACUCCCUGAGAGGGAGCCUGAGAAAGAUGAGGCUGAGGAGCAGCCCCAGACGCCUCCCAUGACCCCUGAACCCGACAGACCCAAGGAAGAGGACCCCCCUAACCUGAAAUCCCCCAGGCCUAAAGCAUCACGUAGAAGUAACGUUGGAGAGCCAGAGAGGAACACCAACAACACUGGCUCUGAGAUACCCACCAAAACCAUCAUCACCACCACUCCCAACCACACUGAGACGGAGUCGUUCCCCAGCCCAUGCCCCCUGAAGAGGCAGGAUGAGCCCAUGGUGGUCCUUCACUGUCUCCCUGCUGAGCACCUCCCCAGCAUGCCAGACCUCCCCAUCAUGGACUCCGACACAGACUCCGCCCCGGAGGAGGAGAUCUGCAGGGAGGAGCGAGGCGUGGCCAAGCGUAAAGCCACCGACCACAGGACACCGGACAAGAAGGUGCGUCUAGACUGGAGGGAGGAUACUGCCAGAAUGUCAUUGCCGGGCGGGAGGCCCCAUGACUCGCCGGGCGGGAGGCCCCAUGACUCGCCGGGCGGGAGGCCCCAUGACUCGCCGGGCGGGAGGCCCCAUGACUCGCCGGGCGGGAGGCCCCAUGACUCGCCGGGCGGGAGGCCCCAUGACUCGCCGGGCGGGAGGCCCACGACUCCAGAGGGGAGACUGGAGUCGGGGGGACUGAAAGAAGAGGAGUGUCUGACGCCAGCGAAGGGUAAAACGGAGCCGGAGGUUAAAACAGAGAUGCCUGCGCUCACUCCGGAGGUGCGGUGUCGAGGUCCAGGAGAGGGAGGUUUCGCAGGAGGUCAGCCCAGGUCGGAGCAGCCAGACUAUGGGGCAGAGGAGGAGCUGAUGCCCCAGAUAGGGCCUGAGGCGCUGGUCUGCCACGAGGUGGAUUUGGACGACCUGGAUGAGAAGGACAAGACCUCAGCAGAAGACCUCCUAAUGAUGAUGAGCCAAGGGAAGGUCCAUGCUCCCCAUCCAUCCAAUGCCUCCUCCCACCACCCCCAGACCCACAACAACUCUCCUCCGUCCUCCGGUGGCGCUGCUCCUCCACAAGUCUUUUCCCCCACCUCGGCCCCUAGCCCUGAUGAGUCUAUAAGCACCAAGAGUGAGAGCGACGUCACCAUCGAGGUUGACAGCGUAGCUGGGGAGUCUCAGGAGGGGCUCGGUGAUAAUGAGUCGGCCAACUCCAACUGCUUUGAAGCCAACACCAGCUCUAGCAACUCCAGCAUGUCACUACAGGAGAGAGACACCAAGGACAGAGGUCAGAAAAGGUUGAUGGACUGCAAUAUGAGUUGUUCUGCAAAGAAGCAGAAGCGCAACCAGAAACGGCCAAGCACAAUGUCCAAAAUGGAGAAGAAUGGAGCAGAGUACAGCAGUGACAGUGAGGACCUGGCUGUUAUGGACCCCUCCUGUAAGAAGACUCCAGUGAAACACUCCAUGUCUAAAGGAAGCCUGAAGCUGGUCUCGCCCAACAGUAAGGAGUUAGAGAAGGACAAGCACAAACACAAGCAGUCCUCCUUCCCCUCCCCUCGCACAUACAAGUGGACCUUCCAGCUCAAUGAACUGGACAGCAUGACAAGUGCUGAGAGGAUUUCCUUCUUACAAGACAAACUACAGGAUAUAAGGAAGUAUUACAUGUCACUCAAGUCUGAAGUGGCCUCCAUAGACAGGAGGCGGAAGAGGUUAAAGAAGAAAGAAAGAGAAGUGUCCCACACCACAGCUUCAACAUCGUCUGGCUCGUCAGACACUGGGAUGAGCCCCUCCUCCGCCUCACCGACUCAGAACACUGUGGCUGUCGAGUGCAGGUGAUGACACGCCUUCUCCCCCACGGUUCCCAUGACGACUACCCUUUCCUACCAUCCCGCUGCCUCCCUGGAGACACGGUUGUGUCCGAAAUGGCACCCUAUUCCCUUUAAAGUGCUAAUAUUUUGACCAGAAGCCAGUGUUAAAUGACCAGAGGCCCUCGUCAAAAGUAGUCCACUAUAUAGGGCAUAGAGGUGCCAUUUCAGGCGUACCCACGUACUGACACACCAGAGCCAGCGGCCAAAAGCACUCGACUGCCCCCUCUGUCUCCUUUCACCCCCCCAUCCCUCCCACCACUUGGCCACUCCCACUUCUUGCACUUCCCUGCCUUGUAGAUAUUGUGGUCCACCUACUGUAGUGUUGUCAGGAAAUGGAUUCUACGUGAGUUGAAUGUAAAGGAAACCACAAACCCCAGAUACUCCUAGCCAAACCCCUUCACUCUCCAUCCUUGAACAGUCCAUGGCACUUUUCUUCUUCUUACUCUGUCAGAAACAGAUAUAACCUCCUCUGGUUCCCCAAACGGGAGCAAUCUAGAUUCAGUAAUGAAUCAAUGAUGUCUAUCAGCAGAACCAGACAUACACAAUGUAUGUAACCUACAAUGUAAAGGGUCCCUACCCAUGUUAAUAAUGGUCACUUAACCACCAUGUUAAUAAUGGUCACUUAACCACCUUGGACAUUGUUUGCAAAAAGGUCAAUUAUGUUCGCUUGCUCCAUCAGAACUGCCAAAGUACAUGUGUUACAGCAGAUUGCCCUAUUUUGGAAAAGUGGGACAAAUUCAAUUGCGAAAGGGAAUGUAGUUUACUGAAAACUGCAGCCGUUGUCUUCCAUUAUUGCAGUGUGUCAUCACAGAUUAAUUAUGAAAACUAUUUUUGGAUCUCUUUUUAAGAAAGUAAUAAAAAAAAUGAUUAGAAAAAGGUUUAUUACAGUGGAACACAGGAGAAUGUUUUCAGUGGACUAAUUUCCUUUGCGAGUGUAUUGUCUUUUUAUAUGUAAUUGCAGAGUUUUUAUUUUAGUAUGGAAAAUUUCAAAAAGUAUAUAUCACAACAGUGAAGUUAUUUAAUGAAAGAUUUCUAGCCCUGAAAUUUUGUGUAAAAAAGGUUUCUUGCAUUGUUAAAUAUAUUUAUUCUGUCAGUGGACACAUUUUAGUAUUUUUUACAAUAUAGAGACACGAACCUUCCACAGUUUGGACAAUGGGAAAUUCUGAUAUUGAAAGAAUGUUGUGUGCUCAUCUAAAAGCAGACUUUGACUGUGAUGUUUCAAUUGGGUAGCUACUGUGCAGUACAUGUUUCCCCCAUUUUCAACAGGGCCCUCAACUUUCUCAACAUUUUUUUUUUUUUUUUCUAGAUGGUUUUUGGGGAACACCAUAAUAAUUUGGUGGCCUUCACUUUGUUUCUUGGUACUUGUAUUUGUUAUAAUUUAAAACAUCUAUUCUUAUUUCGACAUGAGUUCUGACCAAUAAAUAAAAGUUGCUUAAGGAAUAUGUAUGUGAAGCCCAGAGGUUUCUUACGAUUGUUUUUGUAUAUAGAUCUUCCAAAACCAUGAAUURGAAAAAUACAUUUGACAAACUGUAAAGAAUGACAUUAUUUUUUUAAACCUCAUCUUUGUACUGGUAUAUUAAAAGCUUUUUUUAUGGCAAGUUGGUAGAAACAUUCACGCACACAGACUGACUAUAUACUGACCCAGUGGGUUUCAGCAUUAGUCUGAAACUAACCCUACAGAAGAGUCAUGAAAGCAUUCAGAACAUUGACAUUUUUUAUGCUUUAUAGACUUGUGAAAAACACAGAACUUCCUUAAAAGCUAAGUUUAUCUACAGAUUCCUGGAUGAAGGAAAGAAGGUAUUAAGAUUACCUGAGCAAAGUCUUUGUAUCUUAAUGUAAAAUAAGCAGAGCUCUUCAUUUCUAAUAAAGUUUUUAAAUAUU
Molecule: messenger RNA, 6324 nt
Organism: Salvelinus sp. IW2-2015
Lineage: Eukaryota; Metazoa; Chordata; Actinopteri; Salmoniformes; Salmonidae
Product: AT-rich interactive domain-containing protein 4A
Biological process (GO): regulation of transcription by RNA polymerase II
Cellular component (GO): nucleus
Molecular function (GO): transcription cis-regulatory region binding
Source: RefSeq, a predicted model, not a curated record